GAAUAGAAUAAUUAGAUUGCUAACUCAAUAUGGUAAUAGCUGGCCUUGUGCGAUCCUCUCUGUGCAACACGUUUCCAAUGGCACACCUUUCUCUUUCCUCUCUCUCCUCUGCUUCCUACUCACCUUCUUGUCCGCUAAUUCACCGGCGAAUCUUUGUGGUUGCUUCUAGAAUCCAAGCUUCUUCUUCUUCUUCUUCAUCAAUCUCCAAUUCGAAUUCGACCCCCAAAGUCGUCGUGACCAGAGAGCGCGGCAAGAAUGGCAAGCUCAUCAGCUCUCUGGCCAAGCAGGGAAUCAGCUGUUUGGAGCUUCCCCUCAUUCAGCAUACACGGGGGCCUGAUCUGGAUAAACUUCCUACUGUAUUAAGCGCAGAUACUACAUUUGACUGGAUUGUCAUAACUUCUCCUGAAGCGGGUUCAGUCUUCUUAGAGGCAUGGAAGGCAGCUGGAACUCCAAAUGUUAAGGUAGGUGUCGUGGGGGCUGGUACAGCAAGCAUUUUUGAGGAAGUAAUACAGUCAUCAAAACAAUCCCUCAAUGUUGCCUUUGUGCCAUCAAAAGCAACAGGCAAGGUUUUGGCUUCAGAGCUUCCUAAGAAUGGUAAUAAAAAGUGCACUGUUUUAUAUCCUGCUUCGGCAAAGGCCAGCAAUGAGAUUGAGGAAGGCCUGUCCAAUCGUGGAUUUGAGGUGACGAGGCUAAAUACGUACACAACGGCCCCUGUUCAUAAUGUCGAUCAAAUGGUUUUGAAGCUGGCACUUUCGGCCCCUGUCAUUGCAGUUGCUUCUCCUUCUGCCAUUCGUGCCUGGGUCAAUCUUAUUUCAGAGUUAGAGCAAUGGAACAAUUCAGUUGCCUGUAUUGGUGAGACAACUGCUAAGGCUGCUAAGAAAUUAGGCUUGAGAAAUGUUUACUACCCAGCAGACCCAGGUCUUGAAGGAUGGGUGGGUAGCAUCAUUGAAGCGUUGCAAGCAAAUGUCUGUCUGUAAACUUUAGAUUACAUGAACAGUGCGUCUCCAGUUUUCUCCCAGGCCCAUGAAGGCUGACAAGGAGAUGGUGUAGAAUUGAGGCAGCACGAAGAACAAACACACGGAUAGCGAAAUUUCACAAUUUCUGCAUAAACCAGCUGCAAAGCAAGCAUUUAAUAUUCUGCAAGCAGCAGGACAGAAAGAGGUGGAGAUAUUUAACACCCCAGAGGGACCAUAUUCAUUCGGCAGACAGAGCUUCCUCUAAGCGGCCUGUGAAAAGGCUGUUGGGAUCAAAUGUGGAAGAGAAAGCUUGUUCUCUUAGAUGUAUAAUUCGUUAUUUAAAUAAAAGGUAGGGAAUUCUUUCUCUAGCUUUGUACAUUUUUUAUUAUUCUUACAGUGAAAGCUCAUUUUAUGAGAGUUCUUUUCAUUUUUAUCUUAUGUCACACACUUUAACAGCCGUAACGAUGCUGAUGAAUGAAGGAUAGAUUAGAGUGAUUUAUAACU
Molecule: messenger RNA, 1460 nt
Organism: Prunus persica (peach)
Lineage: Eukaryota; Viridiplantae; Streptophyta; Magnoliopsida; Rosales; Rosaceae
Product: uroporphyrinogen-III synthase, chloroplastic
Exons: 10
Coding region: 30-977 (315 amino acids)
Biological process (GO): uroporphyrinogen III biosynthetic process
Cellular component (GO): chloroplast
Molecular function (GO): uroporphyrinogen-III synthase activity
Source: RefSeq, a predicted model, not a curated record